ACAAUUUUAUAGCUUGCUUUAAGGCUUUCAGCGCAUAUUUUGUGAAAAAUACGGCAAAAGAUCAAAAUGUACGCUCAUAUGGCUCUCUGGUUCGGCUGCACAUCGUUCCUGACGAUAUAUACAUUAUUUUCAGUAAUACGCUGCACACAAAGAGGAGAAGAAAGGCCGAGAUGCCAUUGUGCACGGCCUCAGCAAGAGCAGGCUCAGGUUAGGGCUCCUUGGUCCGUUUGGUCGGGUUAAACCAAGCUAAACGCCCCUUGCCACGACGAAGCCGACUGGUCGAACAUGAAAACACAGUCAUGAUAAGCGGAUCGCGGAGUGGGGGUAUGGUAGUUACAAGGGAAGCAAGGCGUUAUGAUCCAGUCCAGAUGAUCAUGCCGCACAGCAGAAAACCGGCUGCCAGAUGGCCCGGGAGACAUUCCGGAGCUCGACGAGAUGGAGCUUGUCGAACGGUAUGCGGCCCAGUGGCCAGGCCAGAUCGCGUGCAGGCUGCGUGCGCGUCAUGUCCUGCGGCGGGUAUGAGUGUUACAAGCCGGAUCGGCAAGAAGCCGCACGCACGUGAUAAAACGUCGCGACGAGGAUCGCGACCUGCUGCGCGAUGUGCUGUUUGCUGAACGCCUCGGCUUGGUUCGUGGGGUCGAAGACGUCAAUGGCGUCCUCGGCCGUCCAUCGAUCAUGCCCUGGCCACUGAUGCAGUCGUCAACGGCAGAAGCACCCCAGCAAGAAGUGGUGCGGCGUACCUGGAUGUACAAGCUCACCUCCGUCGUCGUGGUCGAGAGCAUGGGAACCGUAUCUGCGUCAUGGAGGCCUUGUAUGGGUGUCCGCAGCGCGUUCACCAAGAGAACCCCAGGCACACCGUUCGUAUGGAAGGCUAUGUUCGGCAGGGGCACGAAAGGCGCUUGACCCGAGGCUGGAGUGAACGAAGUUUGGGGGACGAUGACGCCCGGGAGAUAAGCCUGAACACAAGAGGGAUAGUCCGAGAGCGAGUGGUGCCGCUGAUCUCCGUGGGCGACGUGCGAGUUGGGUGCAUCUUCUGCAGCAGACCCUCUUGACGUUGUGAGCUGGCGCCGCCGGCGUACGGACGAUGCAGAGGCUCCUCCAGAUCUCGGGUCCUGAGGACGCACUGGGCCUUGAGGGCGAACUUGACCUUCAGAACGAGGACGAGUUGCGGAUUGAGAAAAACUUUCGUCCCGGUGCGCGGACUGUCUUCCGAGUGCGAGCCCGAUUGAGAAAACUAGCACCAGCGCCCUGUUCCACCAAGCCUCGUCAAAGCUGCGCGCACGGUACCGGGCACCCUACUCACCAAGUUCCCGGUGCAAAUACGGCUGGCAUCCUGUCAAACCCUUCGGAGCGCAGAGCGUAGAAUGGAGAGCGGUACAGCACAAAAGCGUUGGACACUCGGGUGGUGGUGUGCACGAGAGUGAUGGAUGCAUGGAAGUUUGUGAGUCACGCAAGGCACGAGACAAACGCGUGGGUAGAGAAGCCACGAGGGCGGGACUUUCCGUUAUGGACAAUCUUUUGACACGAUACUGUAUUGUACAUACACCCUGAGGGACCAACUAUCGGGCGGACGAUCAUCAGUAAGUUGCUCAG
This is a messenger RNA of Phanerochaete carnosa HHB-10118-sp, 1593 nucleotides long. RefSeq lists its product as uncharacterized. The coding region runs from base 676 to 903 and encodes 75 amino acids. Lineage: Eukaryota; Fungi; Basidiomycota; Agaricomycetes; Polyporales; Phanerochaetaceae. The transcript has a single exon. The record is from RefSeq and is a predicted model, not a curated record.